AAAGCCCUGCUAACAACUGUUUUGGUGGCUCAUUCAAAAUGGAGUAGAUGGUGGUUGUUAUUUCCAGUUCUUUUAGUAUAUAAGUAUAAUUGUAUUUAUUUAAAUACGGUAUUACGCAAAACUAUUUAUAUUUCACAGACAUUAUGACAGAGGAGAAUAAAUCGGAUUCGUUCCAUUUCUUUUCAAGCUAUGACGAUUUGAGCGACAGCAGUGAUAGCAAUUCUGACGAAGAGGACGAACGAGUAAAGAAAUCCAAAGAUGCAUUGGGGGGAGAUGCUUCGUCAAGCGGGGGCAAGUCUUUGAAACAGUCCGCGAAACGAGAGGCCAGUGUCCCCUUACCAAAGCCAGACGAACUAUUCAAAUCGGUUUCGAAGCCUGCUUUUCUUUACAAUCCACUAAAUAAGCAAAUAGACUGGGAAAGUCGUGCGGUGAAAGCCCCAGAAGAGCCGGCCAGAGAAUUUAAACCCUGGAAGGCCAAUGCAGUCCCCCCUCCCCAUUCAUGUGCAUCAGAGCCAGAGAGGAAGAAAGGAGCUCCGCCUGGGAUGGACAUGGCCAUAAAGUGGUCCAAUGUUUAUGAGGACAACGGGGAUGACGCACCACAGCCUUUUACAGGCAAUGCCCGGUUCCUGCCAGAUGAGGAACAAGCCCCUGAUUCAGAUGAGGAUACAGAGGCUGGCUCUGCCUCCGCCAAGAAGCGGCGUGUGGAGACCUUCCAGCAGAAGGAAAAGAGGAAGAGGGACCUAGGUCAGGCAACCUCCGACAAGAGUUUUGUGGAGGAGGAGAAGAGAAUUCUCAGGCAGAAGGUCGAGUAAGGCCACAGUCCCCAGGACAUUAGCGACCUGACUCUGGUUCACAAGCUAAAUCUGACUAUUUUAUUUCAGUUUGCAAAAUUAACUUUCUGGAUGCAACAGUGUCUGAUGUUUUUUAAAUUGCCAACAUCCUAGUCAUUGUAACAUUUAAGUUCUUAAAAUACAUUAUCAAAGGUUUGUACAUACAUGCGUGAAAUAGAUGUUGCGUUGGUCAGCUUUAUUUUACUUUUCCCUUUAUAGAUGUUAAAAAUACAAUUAUGGAUUUGGUAAAUAAACAUGUUAUAUAUAUUC
Messenger RNA from Gadus morhua (Atlantic cod), 1100 nucleotides. It is a transcript of the gene c12h1orf52, whose product is annotated as chromosome 12 C1orf52 homolog. The record is from RefSeq and is a predicted model, not a curated record. Bases 144 to 812 code for a protein of 222 amino acids. The transcript is spliced from 3 exons. Lineage: Eukaryota; Metazoa; Chordata; Actinopteri; Gadiformes; Gadidae.